AUGGCGAUCUCACCGUUACUAUUGAUUGGUCUGAUUUGCCUCGCAGGCGGUGGCUCUCUUUUACCGGAGGCGAAUGCGAUAUGGUUAACGGUUCCAAGUUCCGGUGAGAAAUGCAUCUCCGAACAGAUCCAAGCCAACGUGGUCGUCGUCGCCGAUUACCUUUGCAUCGAUAUGGAUAAUGUGGGACUUGGUCCCACAAUUGAUGUUCACGUAACAUCACCGUACGGGAAUGAACUGUACAAGAAAACAAACGAGACGCACGGUCAGUUUGCGUUUACAACGAGCGAGACCGGACUAUACUUGGCUUGUUUAUCGAUGCAUCACGAUCAAACACAUUACACUACACCCAAUAGCACUGCUGUCGUCAGUAUUGACUGGAGGCUGGGUAUUAGAGCCAAAGACUGGGAUGCUGGUGUGGAGCUUGAGCUUCGAAAAUCUUCAGAACGUGUUGGUGCAAUUAAGAUAGACAUUCUCUAUCAAAGAUACAGGGAAGAAGCUAUGAGGGAAUUGAACGAGAAGACUAACAGGAGGGUUGCGCAGCUUGGCUUUAUGUCCUUUGGAGUCUCAGCUAUCGUUUCAAUUUUUCAAGUUUUGUAUCUCAGACGCUACUUCCUCAAAAAGAAGCUUAUCUAA
Molecule: messenger RNA, 633 nt
Organism: Thlaspi arvense
Lineage: Eukaryota; Viridiplantae; Streptophyta; Magnoliopsida; Brassicales; Brassicaceae
Source: the annotation of a GenBank genome assembly